This is a messenger RNA of Cylicocyclus nassatus, 1524 nucleotides long. The record is from the annotation of a GenBank genome assembly. Lineage: Eukaryota; Metazoa; Nematoda; Chromadorea; Rhabditida; Strongylidae.
GUUUCAGACCUCAUAACAACCUCACAACAAAAUGACUGAUGAACUACAGAUGGUCGAUGUACAGACGAAUAACUGCGGCGUGCUGCAUGUUUAUGUACAAGGAAAUCUGGAGGAUCGCAAUGGCAAAACAUUCAUUCUCACAUGUCACGAUGUUGGAACAAAUUACAAAACAUUCGUGCGAUUUGUAAAUCACCCGUCAAUGGCCGAUGUAAAAAACAAAUCUGUCUUCCUUCAUAUAUGCGUUCCCGGACAAGAAGACAACGCGGCGGAUUUUGUUGGAGACUUUCCCACAUUGGAUCAAAUCGCCGAGGAUCUAGUGCUUGUGCUUGACAAAUUCGAGAUCAAUUCAUGCAUCGUCUUUGGCGAAGGAGCAGGAGCAAACAUUCUGUGUCGAUUUGCGAUGGCGAAUCCGAACCGAAUCCUUGGAACAAUCCUCGUACACUGCACCUCGACCACUGCCGGAAUAGUAGAAUACUGUAAGGACAAGGUAAUUAACAUGCGUUUGGAAAAUGACAUCAUGACCGAUGGAGCUUGGGAGUACCUAGUCACACAUAAAUUUGGAACCGUCAACAAAAAGGAUAGGCAGAUGUUUGUAGAUGAACUGAAGAAAACGCUGAAUCCGCGAAAUCUGAGCAAGUAUCUACUCUCCUUCACCAAAAGAACAGACCUAUCUGCAUCUAUUGGAACCAAACUCGACAAUGUCGAUACUCUGCUUGUGUCCGGGUCCAAAGCGCCUCAUCAAAACACUGUUUAUACUACACAGAAAAGCAUGAAUAGACGUAAAACCACAGUUUUGGUAGUGGACAACGUAGCCGACGUCUUGCAAGAAGCGCCGGACAACAUGGCCCGUUCGUUCAUUUUGCUAUGCAAAGGUUGUGGAGUCUUAUCUGGAGUUGCUAUUCCUGGAAUGGAGCGACAACGGACACUUAGCAGUUCAAUGGAGGAAGCAGAUCGUCCACGUCGCCUUUCCGUCACUCAACCGAACCUUCCGCCAGUUCCGUCGAAUUGAUUCCGAUUUUUGUAAAGUACGCAUUUCAACUCUCUAUGUCACUGCGCACCUACACUCGGUUUCCCUUUUUCUUUUUGAGUUCCUCUACAUUUCCUUUUCUAUUCUAAUGCACCGAUUUUCCAAUAUUCCAACUAGGUUGUUCGCAGUUGACUGUAAAUUUUAUUUAUUGGUAGUCGUCCUCUGUUUAUUUUCUGUACCAUUCGUACAUGUACAAUCUCUGAUUCACUCUGUUCAGAAUUUGUAUAAAGUGAUCAGUUUUCACUCAGUUAUAUGAGGUUCUUGUGAAUCUGCUGCAAGCUUUGACGGAUUUGGUGAUGUCUUGUUUGAAAUCUUUGGUUCUAGUGGUUCUAUUUUCCCUCUGAAGCAGAUUGUGCAUUCUUUGGUUUUCCCAAGUCAAAAGAGAGAAAGAGUGUAUUAGCACCACAUUGAGAUACUUGCUAACGAAUGUAUGAGAGCGAUUCCAAAUGCACGAGUUGAAAGGACGUUAACGCACAGCAAUUCAAACACGACAACAA